AUGCAGACAUUGGAUGUAAUACUGCGAGACGCCUUUGUCAACGGAGCAUUUGUAUGCGAUAUCGGCAUCAAGCAUGGGCUGAUUGCUACGCUGGGUUCCAAUCUGGUCGCUUCGCAGGACACAGACAUCAUCGAUUGCGAAGGUGCCAUCGUGACUCCAGGUGGCAUAGAUGGUCAUGUGCAUCUGGCCCAGGACAAAUCGCCGCGAGCACAGGAAGCCGGAUACCAGUGUGCCGACACCAUUGAGACGGGGACGCGCAGUGCUGUUGCAGGAGGCACCACCACAGUGCUUUUGUUUGCCGAGCAGUCGCGAGGAGAGUCGCUUCGAGCAAAGGUCGAGGCCUACCACGAUUUGGCGCAACAACAAGGCUCGUACGCAGACUAUGGCUUCCAUGCCAUCGUAACAGACCCCACGCCAAAAGUGCUCGAGGAGGAACUUCCGAUCCUGGCUCGUGAAGGCAUAAUGAGCAUCAAACUGUUCCUGACGUACAAGCACAUGAGGAUAUCCGACAAGGACUUUCUUCGUGCUCUGCACAAAGCACGAGAACUCGGCAUGGUAGCGUUGGUCCAUGCUGAGAAUGGUGACCUUGUCGACUUUUUUACGGAACAGCUCGAGGCUCAAGGCCUGACGGAUCCGCUGUACAAAGCUGUUGCCCACCCGGCGGCUGCCGAAGCAGAAGCUACCAAUCGCGCUAUAACGUUCUCCUCGGUUAUGGACACGCCGCUGUUGAUUGUACACGUCUCCGUGCCGGAGUCAACCGAAGUCAUCAGGAAAGCCCAGUCACAGUUGAAGCCAGUGUUCGCGGAGACCUGUCCACAGUACUUACUGCUGGGGAAAUCCAACUUGGCGCAGGAGCACUUUUGUGGUGCAAAAUUCAUAUGCUCGCCACCACUGAGAAGCGACCCAAAUGACGUGGAAGCCAUUUGGAGAGGACUCGUCAAUGGGACGUUUACAAUAUUCUCUUCUGACCAUUGUCCUUAUAGGUUCACUGGUCCAAAUGGUAAGCAGUUAGGGCUUUCUCAGGCAGAUAACGGCAAUCCUAAUGGCAUGUUCACGAAAAUUCCUAAUGGCCUUCCUGGCGUCGAGACCCGACUCCCGCUACUCUUCUCUGAAGGUGUGUUAAGACGGCGAUGUAUCGACGUGAAGCGCUUCGUAGAAUUGACCUCGGAGAACCCUGCAAAGUUGUACGGGCUGUAUCCGAAGAAAGGCGCUAUCCAAGUCGGUUCGGAUGCGGACCUGGUCAUAUGGCAUCAUGCGUUCACUCCAAGGCGGCUGGUCCACAACAGAGACUUGCAUGACGGCUGUGAUUACUCGCCAUACGAGGGGAUUGAGUUUCUGAACUGGCCCAAGAUGACACUCUUGCGUGGCAAAGUCGUAUUCAAGGAUGGUCGAAUCGUGGGUGAUAGUCGGUAUGGUCGGUUUGUUCCUCGCAAAGGAUGCGGAUUGCCUCUGACUAGACGAAUGGCUGGAAAGUGGGAUGUACUGCAUGCAGCAGCCUAA
Molecule: messenger RNA, 1500 nt
Organism: Exophiala viscosa
Lineage: Eukaryota; Fungi; Ascomycota; Eurotiomycetes; Chaetothyriales; Herpotrichiellaceae
Exons: 4
Coding region: 1-1500 (499 amino acids)
Cellular component (GO): cytoplasm
Molecular function (GO): hydrolase activity, acting on carbon-nitrogen (but not peptide) bonds
Source: RefSeq, a predicted model, not a curated record